AUGCAGAAGAGUCCCGCCGCGGUGACUGCGAAAGCAGCCGUCCCUCGGCACCGCGCGGUGGACCUGUCCAAGUUGCCGCCGUCGGCGGCGGCGGCGGUGCGCGACGCAGGCCUUCCGAAGCGCUGCAUCGAGGGCGAGCGCUUCCGCUGCGACGCGGCGGCCGUCGACGCCAUCGAAGCGCAGGAGCGCUCGAAGAUGCUGUCGCUGCCCGCCAGCCACUUCCAGUCGCUGACGCCCUUUUUGCACACGGCGGACGCGGCGCAGCUGAUGGCCGACGAGCGAACGCCGCGCUUCACCAAUCGCACCCAGCUCGAGGGCUGGCAGCAAAUCAUCCGUGAGAGCCUCGCCGGCUGGCCCCGCCGGCGGCGUCCUGCGCUCAUGCCUGCGCUGCCAACCGCAGCGGCGGGCCGGCAGAAGCCACACGCGUCAUGCGCUGUGGUGGGCUCGAGCGCCCAGCCGCUCCUCACCCGCAAUCUCGGCGGCGAGAUCGACGCGCACGAGACCGUCAUACGGGUCAACAUGGCGCCAACGGCCGGGUACGAGAACUUCACCGGCUCCCGGACAGACCUGCGGGUGUGGGGCUUCGUCCCGCUGCCGCGGCAGUCUCCUCGGGCGGCCUGGGCGGCCGAGGACAACUUUCUGAUCUACUGCCCGCCGGUAACGUGGGUAAGUGUCUGCUGGAGAAACAUCGCCGUCGACCGGGACCCGCGCCUCCACCCGAGCGCUUGGCGUCGCGCGCAGCGGCUGAUUCAUCUCAACCGGAGUCGCUGCAAGCGUAUGGGUUGCUACCCUUCGAGCGGGGCGAUGGCGGUGCUCUACGCCAUCGACCACUGCGAGCGGACGACCAUCUACGGCUUUGGGGUCGCCGAGCCGACGGCGCCGGAGCCGCGGUGCCUGGACCCAGCUCUCGCCUGUGCGCCUGCAGGAGGGCCCACGGGGUACCCCACGGCACGGUGCACCGAGGCGCAGCUCUGUGCAGUCGGCUUGGCUUGCGACAAGUACUACAGCGCGGCAACCCGGCUGGAGUGGCGAGCGAGGCGCUGCGAAAAGGCCAGGGCGGGCCAUGUCAAGCGUUCGGGGCGAUUUCACGUGGACUACUUUAAGGAGGCGGCCGUGUAUCACGACGUGGGUUGGGGAGAGCGGGGCGGAGAGGAGAAUGGAGCCGUGACGCCCGCCUUGUGA
Emiliania huxleyi CCMP1516 is the source of this 1182-nucleotide messenger RNA. RefSeq lists its product as hypothetical. Bases 1 to 1182 code for a protein of 393 amino acids. The record is from RefSeq and is a predicted model, not a curated record. NCBI's taxonomy places the organism in Eukaryota, Haptophyta, Isochrysidales, Noelaerhabdaceae. Gene Ontology annotation, molecular function: sialyltransferase activity. The transcript has 2 exons.